AAGAAAACCCCAAUGACAACAAACGGGCGAGACUGAAGGCGACUCGCGAGGCUCUGAGUCCGGAGAAAGCUUUCCUUUUUCGAUUUUCUUCGGCGUCGCAACUGCCGCUACCUACUCAUCGAGGGAGGAAUACUGUAUGAGGCCUUUCGAACCCGCUUUCAAGAGAAGAAGACGUUCCCGUGACGCGAGAGGGCCGUGGUAUUAUGGCCUCACAAGCUAAUAGUAGAGAUAGCAAUGCUCAGCGUAAAAUUCUAGAAGAUUUGCAGUUGAAGAAGCAGAUGAUAUUAAAACAAGGUGUGUCCCAAGCACUGAGUGCCCCAGCUACAUCUCAGCAACCCACUGGAUGGUCCUCAGGUACAGACGGACACAUUGCAGGUAACAGUCAACGAUCCAGUUUACUUCAGGCAACAUCAUCAAGCUUUGGGUAUUUUAUUCCUCAAGACUCCUCUUUUGGAAAUUUCAUCUUGCCUGUCCUACCACGGCUCGAACCAAAGUGAAAGAUUUAUUGUGUGUGUUAUGAGGAAGAAAUGACGCUCAUUUGGAAAGCAUUUUUGUAAUAAUAGACAUAUCCUUACUAUAGUGUAACAUAAUUUGCUUGUCAAAAUGAUGAAACUGAAGGAGCUAGAAUCUUGGCUCCAAGACAUUACUGGGUUUGAAAAUCCAAAGGUAAAACUUGAGCAGUAUGAAACACCAGCUCAUAUUGCUGCACGGAUGGUACACACGAUGGAAUCCUCAUUUGGAGAUUUGCAGGGGAAAGUUGUAGCUGAUCUGGGAUGUGGGUGUGGAAUGCUAGCAAUUGGAACAGUCAUGAUGGGUGCCACAGUCGCUUUUGGAUUUGACAUUGAUGGCGAAGCUCUUCAGAUCUGCCAAGAAAAUCUGGAGGAAUUAGAAGUCCCAGCCAUUGAGCUGAUACAAACAGAUGUCAAGUUAUUGGGAGGAGAUCAAUCAAAAUUCCACAAGUUUUUUGACACGGUUGUCCUGAACCCUCCCUUUGGUACCAAACACAAUCAUGGUUCAGACAUGGAAUUCCUCAAAGUGGCUUUAGAUAUCUCCAAAACAGCAGUGUACAGCCUGCAUAAGACUGCCACAAGAAGCCAUAUAGUAAAGAAAGCAGCUGACUGGGGUGUAAAGAUGAAGGUUUUGGCUCAACUACGAUAUGAUCUCCCAAGUACCUACAAGUUCCACAAGAAGAAGUCAAUUGAUAUUGAAGUUGAUUUUAUUAGGUUUUCCCAUAAGUAGAUCUGAUGUUGACCUUGGGUACGUAUGUUUGCAAAGUUAAAUGAAAUCAAGGACUGAGGUAAUUCUGGUUGUUAUUGUAUUGGUAAUUAUAUGCAUUUGAAUUUUGUUUUACUCUUUUGGAGUUUAAACCACCACCAAUUCUAGUUUUUGUAUGUAAUAUAUGAUAAAGAAAGAAGAUUAUAUUUUUAAAGGACAACUUAUUAGAUUUAAAAGAUUCUGCUAAGAAAGAUAUUUCAUGAAGUGGACUGUACUGACAUUACACAAACUUGAAUGAAAUUUUUGAACUAUAACUGGUUGAAAGAGGUAUAAGACCCUUGGUUCCAAUUUAAUGGACUGAAAAUGAACUACUUACGGAGAUUUAUAAAGAAACUAAGCUUCCUUAUUAUAAUUUGUAAAGAUAUGCAACAUUGUGUUUUUAACUUUUAUAUUUUAAAGUGUAGUAAAAUUUGUUAAAGUUUAAUAAGACAUUUUAUUCUUUACAAAAGCACAUACAAAGCAACAUAUAUUGUGAAACAAAUGAAAGAAACAAGACUAUAAUUAAUAAUAAGUGAUUGAUAGAUAUUACUCGUAAUAAUGCCAUACAACAGUUAUCAACCAACAGAGGAAUGCUUUUUUAAUAAAAACAAUGGAGACAGACAAUAUGUACCAUGUCCCAUCUUUUAGUAGCAAUACAUCAUCAGUAUAUGGUUCAGAACUAAAAAAAAAAAGUAUUAAAUCUUUGAAUGCGAAUAUCUCAAAAAUAUGAUUUCUCAUGCAUAUUAUUCUGGCCCAAACAGUCGUCUUUUCACUCAAGAAUGUAAUCUUUGCUAGCUUGCAUAGUUUAAACAUCAGAAAGUAAGGAGAAAGAAAGAGAGAAAAGGUAGACAAUUUGGAGAACCCAGCAAAGGUAACUGGACGCAAAACUGGAACUUGUAAUGAGUAAAAUACAUUUUCUUAUCAUGUGUCAUAACUUAAAGGAUAAAAUGAGAAUGUUGGUACUUUUAUCUUGAGAGACUUACAGGUUCAUUGGUUUCUGAAAGGAUUAUAUUUUUUUGGUUUCUGUUUCUAAUUGCCCUACAAUUUAGGGCAACUAGAUAUAGUAAUUCAUACUGAAUAUCAUUCUUUUAUUCUAUAUCUUAACUGAAGUUCAAAUUACUUGAAUAAACUCCAUUUCUCCAAGUAUCUUCUCGAAUGAAAACAUGACAAAAACAUUUAAAUGACAGAUAUAUUCUUAUUUAAUGUCUUUGAUUAAACAAUUACAAUAUUAAAAAUCAUAAUAGUAAUUAAUAUAACAAAAAUGAGAAUGAGUGAUAAUAGAUUACCACUAAUAGAGUCAUUGCUGCAGGUUCAAGUUGAAAGAAAGAAAGAAAAAAACGCACCCACGCACGCAUACAAAGUUUUGUAUAAUAAUAAUUUCCCAAUAGUGGUCAGCAUUUUAUACCAAUGUCAUAAUUAUAGAUCUUGUUAAAUGUUGCACCAAGGUGAGAUACAUAACAAAAGUAGAAUUUACAGUACUUAAUGUAAAUUUUGGAAGACAUCUCAUUUUUUCUCUCUCUAAAGGUUUCUACAAUUAAAAUAUUUAUUAGUAUUUGGAUGAAAAUAGCACUAAAGGUGACUAAAUCUAAUAUUAUAUUAUUUGGAGUAUUACAAAUACACAAGGUUCCAUAAUUUUCAGGGAUAUCUGCGUUUAAAGACUGAAGUACAUGCAGUAAGUUUCUAUUGUGCUCAAGAUCAUUUUAUAAAAAGCAUAUGGUACAUUAUAACAACAAUUUACAUUUAACGUUGGUAUGGCAUAGCAGAGAAGCUUUAUCUUUACUACAUCAGUAAAACAAAACACUUCUACUCUUGACAUUUGUUGUAUAAAAGUAAGCCAUGCAGAUUUUUUUUUCUGUCCCUUCUAGUAAUUACUGUAUGACACAUGCUUUAGUUACAGAUAUGAUAGUUUUGUAAAGGGGAACCGCAUUGUUGUGAAUGGCAAUGAAUUUUUAUGAAUAUUUCUAUCAUAUCCUAAAAAAGUAACUUUGUAAUAUGAAACUAUCACUUUUUGGUGGAUUCUGAUAAUAAAGUCCAAAUAUUUC
Molecule: messenger RNA, 3296 nt
Organism: Penaeus vannamei (Pacific white shrimp)
Lineage: Eukaryota; Metazoa; Arthropoda; Malacostraca; Decapoda; Penaeidae
Product: Methyltransferase like 5
Biological process (GO): DNA repair
Cellular component (GO): nucleus; nucleoplasm; SOSS complex
Source: RefSeq, a predicted model, not a curated record